This is a messenger RNA of Cyclopterus lumpus (lumpfish), 3711 nucleotides long. RefSeq names its product protocadherin-9. Gene Ontology annotation, cellular component: plasma membrane. Gene Ontology annotation, molecular function: calcium ion binding. The record is from RefSeq and is a predicted model, not a curated record. The coding region runs from base 1 to 3711 and encodes 1236 amino acids. Gene Ontology annotation, biological process: homophilic cell-cell adhesion. The transcript is spliced from 4 exons. NCBI's taxonomy places the organism in Eukaryota, Metazoa, Chordata, Actinopteri, Perciformes, Cyclopteridae.
AUGGAUCUAAAAGACUAUUACCUGUUGGGCGCCCUACUUGCCUGCUUAUGGCUCGAUCCUUCAAUAGCCCAAGAGCUGAUCUACCCCAUCAGAGAGGAAUUGCAAGAAAAUGUCCUGAUUGGAAACAUACCAAAGGACCUAAACAUUUCCCACACGAAUGUUGCCACUGGAGCAAGUGCUAAUCUUGUGUACCGGCUCGUCUCCAAAGCGGGAGAUAACCCACUGGUGCGCGUUCUGAGCAGCACGGGCGAGAUAUUCACAACAUCAAACCGGAUCGACAGGGAGAAGUUGUGCCCCGGCCCCUCGUUUGAGGACAGCGAGUGCUCCUUUGAAAUUGAAGUGGUCAUCCUCCCUAAUGACUAUUUCAGGCUGAUUAAGAUCAAAAUAAUUGUCAAAGACACAAACGAUAAUGCCCCCAUGUUCCCGUCCCCUGUGAUCAACAUCUCCAUCCCCGAGAACACGCUCAUUACCAGCCGAUUUGCUAUUCCUUCUGCCACUGACCCAGACACUGGCCCCAACAGUGUCCACAAAUACGAGCUGAUCAACGGGCAAAGUGCCUUCGGCUUAGACAUAGUAGAAACGCCUGAGGGGGAGAAGUGGCCCCAGCUCAUUGUGCAGCAGAAUCUGGACAGAGAGCAGAAGGAUACAUAUGUGAUGAAGAUCAAAGUGGAGGACGGGGGCAGUCCACAGAAAUCCAGCACCGCCAUUCUGCAAGUUACGGUGACGGAUGUCAAUGAUAACAGGCCGGUGUUUAAAGAGGGUCAGAUAGAUGUGCAUAUACCAGAGAACUCCCAGAUUGGCACGUCUGUUGUGCAGCUUCUGGCCACAGAUGCAGACAUAGGGGGGAAUGCAGAGAUACGUUAUGUGUUUGGGACUCAGGUGUCUCCUGCUACGAAGAGACUCUUUGCAUUAAACACAACAUCUGGCCUAAUUACAGUGCAGAGGCUCCUGGACAGAGAGGAGACUGCUAUUCAUAAGCUCUCUGUUUUAGCCAGUGAUGGCAGCUCCAGUCCUGCCAGAGCUACUGUUACCAUAAAUGUGACUGAUGUUAAUGACAAUCCGCCUAAUAUAGACCUGCGAUACAUAAUCAGCCCCAUUAAUGGCACUGUUUUCCUCUCGGAGAAGGAUCCCAUCAAUACCAAGAUAGCUCUCAUCACGGUGUCGGACAAAGACACAGACAUCAACGGCAAGGUCAUAUGCUUCAUAGAGAAGGAUGUGCCGUUCCAUCUCAAGGCCGUGUACGACAACCAGUAUCUGCUGGAGACCUCUGCUCUGCUGGACUACGAAGGGACAAAGGAAUACAACUUUAAAAUCGUGGCUUCUGACUCUGGGAAACCGAGCUUGAAUCAGACUGCUUUGGUAAGAGUGAGGCUGGAGGAUGAGAAUGACAACCCGCCCAUUUUCACUCAGCCAGUCAUUGAGCUGGCCGUCAUGGAAAACAACAAACGUGACCUGUUCCUCACUACCCUGAGCGCCACCGACGAGGACAGCGGGAAAAACGCAGAGAUAGUUUAUCAGCUGGGCCCGAAUGCGUCCUUCUUCGAUCUGGACCGCAAAACGGGGGUCCUCACAGCAUCCAGGGUUUUUGACCGGGAGGAUCAGGACCGGUUUCUCUUCACUGUCACGGCGAGAGACAACGGGACGCCCCCUCUGCAAACGCAGGCGGCCAUUAUUGUAACCGUGUUGGAUGAAAAUGAUAACAACCCGAAGUUCACACACAACCACUUUCAGUUCUUUGUGUCUGAGAAUCUUCCUAAAUACAGCACAGUGGGGGUGAUAACUGUGACAGAUUCAGAUGCCGGAGAAAAUGCUGCUGUUUCUCUCUCCAUACUGAAUGACAACGAGAACUUUAUACUGGAUCCCUACUCUGGAGUGAUAAAAUCCAACGUGUCCUUUGACAGGGAGCAGCAGAGCUCCUACACUUUCGAUGUCAGGGCCGUGGACAGUGGCAGGCCCCCCUGUUCCUCGGCCGCCAAGGUGACCAUCAAUGUCAUCGACGUGAACGACAACACCCCCAUAGUCAUCUACCCCCCCUCCAACACGUCGUUCAAGCUCGUCCCUCUCUCCUCCAUCCCGGGAUCCGUGGUAGCGGAGGUGUAUGCCGUAGACGGUGACACGGGCAUGAAUGCAGAACUCAAAUACACCAUUGUGAGUGGGAACAACAAAGGUUUGUUCAGAAUUGACCCCGUCACAGGGAAUAUUACUCUGGAGGAAAAACCAGCUGUGACUGACAUAGGCUUACACAGAUUAGUGGUCAAUAUCAGUGACCUGGGAUAUCCCAGAUCCCUCCAUACGCUGGUGCUGGUAUUCCUGUAUGUCAAUGACACCGUGGGCAACUCAACGCUCAUCUACGACCUCAUCCGACGCACCAUGGAGACCCCGAUUGACCGAAACAUUGGUGAAAGCAGUGAAACCUAUCAAAGCGGCGACUAUUUAACCAUAAUGAUAGCCUUCGUUACCGGCGCCUUGGUGGUGAUUAUUGUGAUAUUUGUCACUGUGCUGCUGCGCUGCCGCCACGCCUCCAGGUUCAAGGCUGCACAGAGGAAAAAGCAGGGGGCUGAGUGGAUGUCACCCAACACGGAGAACAAGCAGAAUAAGAAGAAGAAGCGCAAGAAAAGGAAGUCCCCAAAAAGCUCCCUGCUCAACUUUGUCACCAUCGAGGGGAACAAACCCGACGACCCUGCGCACGAGCCGAUCAACGGAACCAUCAGCCUGCCCACCGAGCUGGAGGAGCAAGGGAUUGGACGCUUCGAUUGGAAUGCCACGCCUACCACGACCUUCAAACCCAGCAGCCCCGACCUGGCCCGGCACUACAAGUCCGCCUCGCCGCAGUCGGCCUUCCACCUCAAGGCCGACACGCCGGUCUCCGUGAAGAAGCAUCACGUGAUUCAGGAGCUCCCAUUGGAUAACACAUUUGUCGGAGGCUGUGACACCCUUUCCAAGAGGUCCUCCACGAGCUCCGACCACUUCAGUGCCUCAGAAUGCAGCUCCCAAGGAGGGUUCAAGACGAAGGGGCCCAUGCACACCAGACAGCAGGGAACAUUAACGCGUGCCCGAACUGAACUGAACCCUGAAUACCUGGACCUCCGUCCGCGAGCCGAGCUGAACCCUGAAUAUUGGACCCCUUGCACCCCUUUAUCGCAGCGGCGCGUCACGUUUCACCUGCCGGAUGGCUCUCAGGAGAGCUGCAGUGACAGCGGUCUGGGGGACCACGAGCCUGUAGGCAGUGGCUCCCUCCUCACACAACCUCUCCCUCUGGUGCAGGCGCAGGACGACUUCUACGAGCAGGCCUCCCCCGAUAAGAGGACCGAAGCUGACGGCAACUCCGAUCCCAACUCUGAUGGCCCCCUGGGACCUCGUGGCUUAGUGGAAGCUACAGAGAUGUGCACACAGGAAUGCUUAAUCCUGGGACAUUCAGACAACUGCUGGAUGCCCCCGACAUUGGGAACAUACCAGCAGCCCAAGUCACCCGUGUCUGGCUUUGCGUCUCAGAGGGAGUGGGGUCCCAAGGAAAAACUUCUCAAUGGACAUACUCUAACCAGAACCUGGAAAAAUGAGAGUGGGCGAUCAGAGCAUUUCGGUGACAGGAAGCAGUUUGGGAGCGGAGAGGGACACUUCACAAGCAGUGGCAUGGCUGAUAUUCCGCUGGUGAGUCUUAAGUCCUGCCAGCCAGCCUCCUGCCCAGACAGCCCAAAGGACCAGCAGCUAUAA